GCGCUGCUGCCUCCGGGGGACCCGGGGUUUCUCGCGCCUCGCUCGCGCCUGUCUCGGGCGUGGCCGCGGGAUGGACUCCCCGGAGCGCUCGGAGCGGGACGGAAUGGACUUCGUGGUUUUUGAGGAUGUGGCUGUGAACUUCACCUUGGAAGAGUGGGUUCUGCUGGACAGUGCUCAGAGGAAGCUGUACAGAGAGGUGAUGCUGGAGACCUGCAGGAACCUGGCCUCCGUGGUUGUUACAGAUUGUCACACUCAAGUAAAAACCAGUGGAUCAAGCCCUCAUGGUGAUAUUUUGGAAAAGGAAAUAUCCUGUGGAGAGAAAAAAGUAAAAUUCACAAGAAAUGAUUCCUGGCCUUUUUUUCACAAAAAGUGGAUGUUUCAUAAUUUUGAGGACCAGCACCAAAGCCAGGAGAGUGUCCACUAAGUAGGAGCUGCAGCUGGAGAAGAGGUCAUCAGUCUGAAAAGCAGAGACCAGAGCCAAGCAGAAGCGGGAGCUGGGAGUUGCAUGUGGUCAAAGCGUGUCCAUGUGCUGAGCAGACACAGGAGUGGGAGCCAGACAUGGAGAGAGGGAUAAGUCCCUGUGGUGGCCCCACCCCUAGU
This is a messenger RNA of Talpa occidentalis (Iberian mole), 600 nucleotides long. RefSeq names its product zinc finger protein 554 (gene ZNF554). Lineage: Eukaryota; Metazoa; Chordata; Mammalia; Eulipotyphla; Talpidae. The record is from RefSeq and is a predicted model, not a curated record. The transcript has 4 exons. Gene Ontology annotation, biological process: regulation of DNA-templated transcription. The coding region runs from base 71 to 424 and encodes 117 amino acids.